GUUUGUCGAGAAGGUUUGUGUCUGUGGUGGAACUGUCAGAGCAUUGUUUUUGAAGCGAGUGUUUUUCUUUUAAAUCUAUUGUAUAUCUUCAUGCAUUAUUAAGUUAAUAAAAUUAAUGGAAGCAAUUUCUUUGCCACUAAAACCCUAUUAUUUUUAUUAUUUAGUAAUUCAUCGGGUUUUAUUAGCGAACGAUAAUUAGGUUUCGAAAGAUUUUAAAGUUCCAGAUUCGUUAAUAAGCAGUUUGGGACUAUUGGUUAUACAGGAUGCCAGAAGAACCAAAUUCAGAACCAGUGAAACGUCUUACUCCGGCUAAAGGAGGUAAACCAGCUAUGGCAACUGUCACUCUUUUGGAUGGCAAGACUCUGGAAAUCAACAUUGAGAGAAAAGGAAAAGGUGAAAAAAUCUUUAAUGAAGUAUGUGAUCAUUUGGAUCUUCAAGAGAAAGAUUAUUUUGGACUCAGCUUCAAAGACAAGGCCGGGCGUAGGACAUGGCUUGACUUGGACAAGAGAGUUGGAAAAGUGUUGAAGGGGGAUACAUGGAACUUGGAUUUUGAAGUAAAAUUCUAUCCCAAAGAUCCUUCUCAACUGCAAGAGGAUAUAACUAGGUACCUUUUGUGUCUUCAAGUGAGAAAUGACAUUCUUAGUGGAAAAUUACCUUGCAGUUUUGUCACCCAUGCUCUGCUUGGAUCUUAUUUGGUACAAUCUGAAUUAGGAGACUUUUCUCAAGAGGAUUAUCCAGAUUCUUCGUAUUUAUCGAAGUUCAAGUUCUGCCCUAAACCAGCUCCAGGACUGGAAGAGAAAGUAAUGAACUUGCAUAAAGCCCAUAAGGGACAGACACCAGCUGAGGCAGAACUGCAUUAUCUUGAGAAUGCUAAGAAGUUGGCUAUGUAUGGGGUUGACCUACACCCUGCAAAGGAUUCUGAAGGCGUUGACAUUCAACUUGGGGUAUGCUCAACUGGUCUUCUUGUAUACAGGGACAUGUUGCGUAUUAAUCGAUUUGCUUGGCCCAAGAUUUUGAAGAUCUCUUACAGGCGUAAUAAUUUCUACAUUAAGAUACGUCCUGGUGAAUUUGAACAGUAUGAAUCAACUAUUGGUUUCAAACUAGAUAGCAGCAGAGCUGCUAAAAACCUCUGGAAAGUUUGUGUUGACCAGCACACAUUCUUUAGAUUGAUGUCUGCAGAUUCUAUCAAGAGGCCUGGGUUAUUUCCAAGACUAGGAAGCUUAUACAGAUGGAAUAGGAAAACUCAAGUAGAAGUGUUGGAUUCAUCGCUGAACCCUAGGCCUGAACAGAAUUUCCAAAGGUCUCACUCAUGUAGACCCUCUAAAAGUCUUGAUGCCCUAGCACAACAGCAGAUGAAUGUUGAUGAUCCUAUGAAGCGCCAUACAAUGUCUCAUGCUCCUGCCCGAACUUCUAUCCAUGAUUCACCAGUGAGACUAGAAAAGGGAGAAGAGUCGUCAGUUGCUUCUAUAUCUUCGACAGAGGGAGAAUUUUCAACUGAGAGGAGUGAACAAGAUAAACCACCUGGCGCCGUUCCCGUAUUGCCUAUUGAACCUAUAAAAAAGAAACAAUAUGAUAAAGAAAAAGGAACCAAUGGAUUCUCUGCCAAUGAUCUUGAAGAUGAAGAAAAAGAAAACAGAAAUAAUGUAGUAGACGAUGUCACCACUCCAGUCAAGGAUGAAAUAACUGAAAAGAAAAAACAGAGUCCUUCCCACGGUCUGAUAAGUCUUUUUCACUCUUCGAGUCCUAAAGAUAAAAAGGAAAAGCCUGUAAAGGAGAGAGAUGACCAAGAAGGGAAAAAGGGGAAGAAGAAAAAAGAAAAGAUUCCUGUUGCACUAGAAGUAGAAGAAGGUAGAACAAAAGAAUCUAAUAAAUCUCAUGACAGUAAAAAUAAGAAAGAUAAGGAUUCUGCUUUAUAUGAAAGCUUGGGAAAACUAGGAAAUUUCGGGAAAAGUAAAGAUAAAGAACCAAAAGUUGAAAAGGAUAAAAAAGAAAAAGACCGAAGUAAGGAGAAGGAGAAAAGCUCGGGAAAAAGUGAAAGUUCAGAAGAUAAAUCAAAGAAAAAUGAUAAAAUGUCUGUUUUUAAAACAGAUAAAAAAGAAAAGAAAAAAGAUAAAAAGGACAAGUCCAAAACAGAUUCAGAAAAAUCUCCUGACUCAAGCUUAGACAGAUCAAGAUCACUUAGUUCAACGUUAGACAAGACCAAUUCUCCUGAAACAAGUUUAGACCAAACAAGCAAAACUCUUGAGAAUGAUAGGUCUUUAACUGAAUCUGAAAAUAAUCCAUAUACCAAAGUUUAUGAAUACACUUCAGUAGAAGAUUCUAACCGACCCAAAUCUAUCAGCAAGUUCACUUAUGAAACUGAUCGGAAACCUGAUAGUUCAGCCAAUAAAAGUUCGACCUCACCAACUCAGACCAAAACUGAGACAGGAGUUGCAUUCAACUAUGCUCCAGUCGAAACAGCAAAACUUAAACAUGAUCCAGAAUCUGCCUCAAAUGUCUUACACCGCUUAUUCAAUAAAAAGAAAGAAAAACCUUUGAAACAUGAAGAUGAUAAACUCGCAGAAAAUAAGUCAGAUCAAUUAUUAGGGAAGGUUGUAAGCAAUGAAACCAACAAAUUACCUGGAGUGUAUCAUGAUACUGAAGCUCAGUCCUUAAUGGCUCAUGGUAAAGAACUUGAUGGAGAACCAGGCUCUCUUGAAACGGAAGCUAAAUUGUCAAAUAAGAAAGAAAAAAAAUUAUCUGACUUUAUUGAAGCAGAAAAAGUAACCGAAGAAGAGUCUCGAGGUCCUAAAGUUGUUAUGACUACAACAAAGUCCCAUUUAGUUAGCAGUGGUGGAACUGUUACCCAAAAUAUUGAAGAGAAGGUGGAGGACAUGGAUACUGGAGAAGUGACUCAUUCAACUCAUGUCAAUACGGCUGAAGGUCUAGAUGAAUCAAGAUCUCCAUUUAUAACUGCAACAGCUUUCACUACCAGAACUGCAACAACUCUGGAAGAUUUGGGUACCAAUGCUAAAACUUCGCAAGUUGAAGAGAAAACUGUUGCCAGGAGCACUACCACAACUGGCCAUCGACAAGAGCAGAGGGUUGUGACACAAGAAGUUAGAGCAACAACUGUUGUCAAUGAGCCUCAGAAGCCAAGGAGGAGUGAAUCGUCAUCUUCCAUUUCUUCUGAUGAUUCUGGGACACCAAUCGAUGGAGAUGGUGGCACUUAUUACUUAGAAAGAAAACCACAGGGACCAAUAGUUGAAACAGAGACAGUUCUUUACAGUGCCAAUCCAGAGUUGGACGUUAGUGGUGAGCAUCAUACACCACUUGUGCCUACGGUAACCCAACGGUUGGAUGAUGUCACCUUCCAAAUUCCUGGAGCAGUUGUUAAAUCACAGACCAUAACUUCAAAAACUCGAACUGUUGAAACUCUUACAUACAAGACAGAAAAAGAUGGUGUUGUUGAAACAAGAGUUGAACAAAAGAUAACCAUCCAAAGUGAUGGUGAUCCAAUAGACCACGAUAAAGCUCUUGCUGAGGCAAUACAAGAAGCUACAGCCAUGAAUCCUGAUAUGAGAGUGGAGAAGAUUGAGAUCCAACAAGAAGCAUUACCUUAAUUUUGCUAAUCGUGGAAAACACAGCCAUCACUACUGCCUAUCUGCAGCCAAUCUUACUUCAUGCUUAUCAUUUGUGCUGCUUAUGGAUUUUUCUACUAAUGAUAUGUUUUGAAAAACUUUUCACUGUAUUAAUUUGUCCCAAAGAUGAAAGCACAAGGACCUGUUAUCAUACUUUAAUGUUUUAUUGUGGUUGGUGCAAUAUAAUAUGAUUUUACCUAUAAGAUAUGAAGCUAAAAAAAAAUUCAUUAUUGACAUUAUUAUUUUAAAAUGACAGAAAUGCUCAUUGCUCAUAUUUUUACCCCACAUUAUGGAUGAAAAAUUAAAAAUAUGUACAAAUAUGUAGUAAAGCUCUCUUUUUUCAUAAUUGUAAUUCUUUUGUAUAUAAGAAUUAGUAUGUUUCAUUUUAAGGAUUUUUUUAAUUAUAUUUUUUUAACACAUUCCAAUUACAAAUUUAAAUUAUUAAAUUUGAAAGAAAAGUAUUAUUUUUAAUAUGCUGUAUCAAUAAAACAUUAUCUAUCAAGUACAAGAAAUAUAAAGAAAAUAUAUAACAGUUAUAUUUUAACCAAUAACUGAUUAAAAUAUUUGCAUAUAGGAUCUAUAUGGUACUAUUAAUGGCAGCCAUACAACUUGAUUAAUUUCUUUUUAAGAAAUUCUAAACUUUUCAAUGUUUUUACUGAUAUUCUAAUUCCAUAUGCUUGUUGAAUGCUUUAAUUGAUAUUUAUUUUAUUCUUCAUUUUAUAAAGUUGAUCAAUUUUGUGCCUUAAAUAUAUUACUUACUGACAAAAAUAUUUAUUUCAUGUGGAUUAUAUUCAUUUAUAUCUCAGUUGCUUUAAAGCCUCUAAAACAAAUUAUGCACCAAAAUGCAUAUUAGUUUAAUUAUUUUUUGUAUUAUUAUUAGGA
Nezara viridula (southern green stink bug) is the source of this 4502-nucleotide messenger RNA. The record is from the annotation of a GenBank genome assembly. Lineage: Eukaryota; Metazoa; Arthropoda; Insecta; Hemiptera; Pentatomidae.